UGCAGCGCGCUCCGUCUCGCUUGGAGUCUGCGCCGGGCAACUGGGCCGGUAGUGGCGAUGUCCGGCCGAUCCAAACGGGAGUCUCGUGGUUCGACCCGCGGGAAGCGGGAGUCCGAGUCGCGGAGCAGCUCGGCUCGCGUCAAGCGGGAGCGAGAUCGGGAGCGGGAAACCGAGACGCCGAGCUCCCGGAGCAGCCCGGUGCGCGUGAAACGGGAGGUUGAGCCGGCGAGCGCGCGCGAGGCCCCGGCUCCAGUAAUCCCAGCCGUGAGAGUGAAGCGGGAGCGCGAUGUCGACGAGGACUCGGAGCCUGAGCGGGAGGUGCGAGCAAAGAAUGGCCGCAUGGAUUCUGAGGACCAGAGGAGCCGCCACUGCCCGUACCUGGAUACCAUUAACAGGAGUGUGCUGGACUUUGACUUUGAAAAACUGUGUUCCAUCUCUCUGUCACAUAUCAAUGCCUAUGCCUGUCUGGUGUGUGGCAAGUACUUUCAAGGUCGGGGUUUGAAGUCUCACGCCUACAUUCACAGUGUCCAGUUUAGUCACCAUGUCUUCCUCAACCUCCACACCCUCAAGUUUUACUGCCUCCCGGACAACUAUGAGAUCAUUGAUUCCUCGCUGGAGGAUAUCACGUAUGUGUUGAAGCCCACUUUCACAAAGCAGCAGAUUGCUAACUUGGAGAAGCAAGUCAAGUUUUCCCGGGCAUAUGAUGGCACCACUUACCUGCCAGGUAUCGUGGGCCUGAAUAACAUAAAGGCCAACGACUAUGCCAACGCUGUCCUUCAGGCUUUGUCUAAUGUUCCUCCUCUCCGGAACUACUUCCUGGAAGAAGACAAUUAUAAGAACAUCAAGCGUCCUCCUGGGGAUAUCAUGUUCUUGUUGGUCCAGCGUUUUGGAGAGCUGAUGAGAAAGCUCUGGAACCCUCGAAAUUUCAAGGCACAUGUCUCUCCCCAUGAGAUGCUUCAGGCUGUUGUCCUUUGCAGCAAGAAGACUUUUCAGAUCACCAAGCAGGGGGAUGGAGUCGACUUUCUGUCCUGGUUUUUGAAUGCUUUACACUCAGCGCUGGGGGGCACAAAGAAGAAGAAGAAGACUAUAGUGACUGACGUCUUCCAGGGAUCCAUGAGGAUCUUCACUAAAAAGCUUCCUCAUCCCGACUUGCCAGCAGAAGAAAAAGAGCAGCUGCUUCACAAUGAUGAGUACCAGGAGACGAUGGUGGAGUCCACUUUUAUGUACCUGACGCUGGACCUCCCUACCGCACCCCUGUACAAGGACGAGAAGGAGCAGCUCAUUAUCCCCCAGGUGCCCCUCUUCAACAUCCUGGCCAAGUUCAACGGCAUCACUGAGAAGGAAUAUAAGACUUACAAGGAGAACUUUCUGAAGCGCUUCCAGCUCACCAAGCUGCCUCCAUAUCUCAUCUUUUGUAUUAAGAGAUUCACUAAGAACAAUUUCUUUGUGGAGAAGAAUCCGACUAUUGUCAACUUCCCUAUUACGAAUGUGGAUCUGAGAGAAUACUUGUCAGAAGAGGUGCAGGCAGUGCACAAGAACACCACCUAUGACCUCAUCGCUAACAUUGUGCACGACGGCAAGCCCUCUGAGGGCUCCUACCGGAUCCACGUGCUUCAUCACGGAACAGGCAAAUGGUAUGAAUUACAAGACCUCCAGGUGACGGACAUCCUUCCCCAGAUGAUCACACUGUCAGAGGCUUACAUCCAGAUUUGGAAGAGGCGAGAUAAUGAUGAAACCAACCAGCAGGGGGCGUGAGGAGGCAUUGAGAACUUUGCUUUUUUCCCUGGGGCUUUGGCUGAAGAUGUAAAUGAGAAGACUGAACCCAGGUUGAGGGCAUGUCCCUUGAGCCAGGCCUGCUUUCUGUGCUCUGGUUCAUACCAGAGCCUCAGGGCUUCGUCUGCCUAGGAUGGCCCUGGGCUGUCACCCAGCUGUUCUUUGAUCAGUUUAUUGGCGCUGGAGGCCCCUUCCUCCUUCCUGUCUGGCUCCCCUCUAGCAGGGCCGAACUCUUUUACAGAUGUAUGUAAUUUAUUUCUGAGUAGCAGAAAGUAGCUGAAGGACAAGAUAGUUUUCUUCUAAGCAUCAAAGCUUCGGAAUCCUAGAAAUAAGAGCUUGAAGCCAGUAACACUCUUCUUCCAUAGUAGAUAAAUUGUUUUCCUGGGGUUCUCUUCAUUUCCUGAUGUGUGUUUUGGGAUGAAUGAAAUAUUUUCUCAUUUUUAAAA
Phacochoerus africanus (Common warthog) is the source of this 2219-nucleotide messenger RNA. RefSeq names its product ubiquitin specific peptidase 39 (gene USP39). The record is from RefSeq and is a predicted model, not a curated record. NCBI's taxonomy places the organism in Eukaryota, Metazoa, Chordata, Mammalia, Artiodactyla, Suidae. The coding region runs from base 58 to 1755 and encodes 565 amino acids. Gene Ontology annotation, molecular function: zinc ion binding; cysteine-type deubiquitinase activity. The transcript has 13 exons. Gene Ontology annotation, biological process: spliceosomal complex assembly; protein deubiquitination; mRNA processing.